AUUCUUAUCCUCCCUACUUCUCCACUCCUUCCCUUCCUUCCCUUUUCUUCUGAAUCCUCCGCUCUGGACUCCUGUCGGUGAAAUCCUUCGUCUCUCUCCCCAUCUUUCUGUCUCAUUUUCCGCCAUCCUCUCCUCUGUUCUCGGGAGCCAAUGCGAGACAUUUGCUCAGAUUAAGCGACGGCUUAAAACUCGGAGUGCACGAGGGGAGAUCGUCACAGAGUGGUGAUGGAGAGCACCCCUUCAAGGGGUGGACUGAAUCGAGUACACCUACAAUGCAGGAAUCUGCAGGAAUUCCUAGGAAGCCUGAGCCCUGGGGUAUUGGAUCGAUUAUAUGGGCAUCCUGCCACCUGUCUGGCUGUCUUCAGGGAGCUCCCAUCUUUGGCUAAGAACUGGGUGAUGCGGAUGCUCUUUCUGGAGCAGCCUUUGCCGCAAGCUGCUGUAGCCCUGUGGGUGAAGAAGGAAUUCAGCAAAGCUCAGGAGGAAAGCACAGGGCUGCUGAGUGGCCUCCGUAUCUGGCACACCCAGCUGCUUCCUGGUGGUCUCCAGGGUCUCAUCCUCAACCCCAUCUUCCGCCAAAACCUCCGCAUAGCCCUUCUGGGUGGGGGCAAGGCCUGGUCUGAUGACACAAGUCAGCUGGGACCAGACAAGCAUGCCCGGGAUGUCCCCUCACUUGACAAGUACGCCGAGGAGCGAUGGGAGGUGGUCCUGCACUUCAUGGUGGGCUCCCCCAGUGCAGCCGUCAGCCAGGACUUGGCCCAGCUCCUCAGCCAGGCGGGGCUCAUGAAGAGUGCCGAACCUGGAGAGCCGCCCUGCAUUACCUCUGCCGGCUUCCAGUUCCUGUUGCUGGACACCCCCGCCCAGCUCUGGUACUUUAUGUUGCAGUACCUGCAGACAGCCCAGAGUCGGGGCAUGGACCUAGUGGAGAUUCUCUCCUUCCUCUUCCAGCUCAGCUUCUCUACUCUGGGCAAGGAUUACUCUGUAGAAGGUAUGAGUGAUUCUCUGUUGAACUUCCUGCAACAUCUGCGUGAGUUUGGGCUUGUUUUCCAGAGGAAGAGGAAAUCUCGGCGUUACUACCCCACACGCCUGGCCAUCAAUCUCUCGUCAGGUGUUUCUGGGGCCGGGGGCACCGCACAUCAGCCAGGCUUCAUUGUCGUGGAAACCAAUUACCGACUGUAUGCCUACACGGAGUCAGAGCUGCAGAUCGCCCUCAUUGCCCUCUUCUCCGAGAUGCUCUAUCGCUUCCCCAACAUGGUGGUGGCACAGGUGACCCGUGAGAGUGUGCAGCAGGCCAUUGCCAGUGGCAUCACAGCCCAACAGGUAUUCCCACUAGGGGCCAGGAAGACAGGCUGCACUUGGGCUGCAGGGUACAAGGCAGUCACCUUAUGGAAGAUCAUCCAUUUCCUAAGGACAAGGGCUCACCCGGUGAUGCUUAAACAGACACCUGUGCUGCCUCCCACCAUCACGGACCAGAUUCGGCUGUGGGAGCUGGAAAGGGACAGACUCCGGUUCACUGAGGGCGUCCUGUAUAACCAGUUCCUGUCGCAAGUGGACUUUGAGCUGCUGUUGGCCCACGCGCGGGAGCUGGGCGUCCUAGUGUUCGAGAACUCGGCCAAGCGGCUCAUGGUGGUGACCCCGGCCGGGCACAGCGACGUCAAGCGCUUCUGGAAGCGGCAGAAGCACAGCUCCUGAGAGUGCCGGCCUGGGACUGGGACUGGACCCGGGCGGGGCGGGACCGGGCAGGGCGGGCCGCGUGGAGGCACGCGCGGCCUCGGAACUCAGGUGUUUUUUUUAUUCACACGUCGGGACUCUUAUUGUUUAAUAAAGUUGUGAAAACGAACCA
Molecule: messenger RNA, 1840 nt
Organism: Camelus dromedarius (Arabian camel)
Lineage: Eukaryota; Metazoa; Chordata; Mammalia; Artiodactyla; Camelidae
Gene: GTF2H4
Product: general transcription factor IIH subunit 4
Exons: 14
Coding region: 226-1689 (487 amino acids)
Biological process (GO): nucleotide-excision repair
Cellular component (GO): transcription factor TFIIH core complex; transcription factor TFIIH holo complex
Molecular function (GO): ATPase activator activity; double-stranded DNA binding
Source: RefSeq, a predicted model, not a curated record